Molecule: messenger RNA, 526 nt
Organism: Periconia digitata
Lineage: Eukaryota; Fungi; Ascomycota; Dothideomycetes; Pleosporales; Periconiaceae
Source: the annotation of a GenBank genome assembly
CCAUCACUCCGCUACUGGCCCGGACCGGACGCACGAUUCGGUGCCGCACGGUAUACAGCCUGGGGUAUACCGCUUGCGGACGGGCACUUGUUCAGCUUUCUACCGCCUACCAUCUGCAACAGCCAGGAGAACAAUAACUCUCCGGCAUUUCUUCCUUUGCAUACGUACAUACCACACCGUCUACAACCACCGUUGAUUCCAAUUCAUCGUCACUUUACUCUUUGAGUCCAUCCAUUGUCAACCGUCGCCUGGCUUGCAAGCGCCGGCAUCUCAGCUAGCCUGUUUGUUCUUCUCAAAGAGGGUCCAUGCCAAUCCAAUAACCCUGGCCGUGAAGCUACUACAGAGUACUAAUGAAACAAUGAUCCAUCGUCCAUGGCUAGCAUCACUGACAACAAGAGGAAAAACGGCCGCAACGACUUACCCAGUCUCGCUAAGCCGGGCGGCGGCCGCUAACCAGCUACCCACCCUCAAAUCCUACCCAUGGAGCCGAGACUCUCAGAUCGUAACCGAUGGCGCGGCCGCUUAG